CCCACACACCCACCCAUACCCAUACCCAUGCCCUGCCCUUGUCGCCGAUUGCCAUUGGGACCAUGGCUAGUCCAGCCCACGUACAGUCCACACCACCCCACAUCCCGUCCGAGACUCCCAGUCCCAAGCUCCGUCCGUCCGUCCGUCCGCGGCAGAGGUGCGGCGGGCAUUAGCAUUAGCAAGCAAGCGAGUAAGCAGGCUCUCCGCAAUCCGCACCAAAACGUCAUAGGCAGCGUGCAACCCCGCCCAUCGCCCAUCAGAACAACACCAACACCAACAACCAGCACCAACAUCAACCAGCCCCAAACCCAGCCCCGAACGCAAGUCCAAACCCACGCCCACCGAAAGCACAGGGCGCCGGUGGCUGGCUGGCUGGCAAGUCCAAGCACCUACCCACGCACGCACGGUGUGGCUCGCCAGCGCGCCGGGCUCGGCAGCGGCACUCGCAAAACCAAAGACCAAAGCUCUCGCCAGCGCGCGCCUCUGGCGCCCGCCCUUUCGUGAUCGGCGCCCGGGGGGGGGCCACCUGCGCCUGCGCGCCCCACCCCACCCACGACCGACCGACGAUGGCCAUGAUGGAAGAGCCCGUACGGCCACGUGAGCAAGCAAGCUCGGGCGUGCUUAUCCGUGCCCACGCCCACUGCAGGUGCAGGGUGGGUUAGUGCGUGCGAGGCUGCGAGGCUGCGCUUAAUGAAUGGGGCUGGCGGCUGGCUGGUUGGCUUGGUCUUUGUCGACGUCGUUGUCGGUGUCGUCGUCUUUCCAUGUGGUUGUGAUGUGAGGGGGCGCGCUGCUUGGGGCGGGGUGGGUACGGAGAGGGAUAGGGCUGGGCUGGGAAUCGGAAUUGGACUGGGAAUGCUGCUACCUUUGGGUAUAGGUAUGGUGUUGUGGUUGACGCAGACAGACAGACAGAUAGACAGAUAAACGGUAGCGCGUCGCGUCGCAGCAGCCAA
Messenger RNA from Aplosporella prunicola CBS 121167, 950 nucleotides. RefSeq lists its product as uncharacterized. The transcript is spliced from 2 exons. The record is from RefSeq and is a predicted model, not a curated record. The coding region runs from base 28 to 504 and encodes 158 amino acids. Lineage: Eukaryota; Fungi; Ascomycota; Dothideomycetes; Botryosphaeriales; Aplosporellaceae.